UGAAGCGCUAAUUUUCGUAAACAAACAGUGCUUAUUUUAUAAAUAAAAUAACUUAGAUUUUUGGAUUAAGUACCUACUUAUUAACAAUGAGUAAGGAUGAAUCUAAGAUCAAAGAAGACAAGGAGAAGUUCCACUCUGUUCCGAACGUGCGCCCGGAUGCCGGGAAGAACGCUGCUGAAGAUAGGAGAUUGUACAGUUUAUCUCUCUCGCAGAUACGGAGACAUUCGUCCCAAUUUUCCGACUAUCACCACAAGCCGUCGCCUUUCAGCCUCCGUUGGAUAACAGGCUGGAACCCCAAAGCGGGCGUGAUCAACCUCAACUCGCGCGGCAGCACAACGGUAUUCUACGCGGCUUGCAACUGCGGCAUUCUCUACAACUGGACCACCAAUCAGAUGAGGAUCUUGCAGGGACACAGACACAUGGUGAACUGCAUCGCAGCGGACGGCGACGGCAAGUGGCUGGUGACCUCCGACUGUGGUCCUGAGAACCUCAUCACCAUCUGGGAUAGCGAUGACUACUUCCCCAACAAGACCUACUUCCUUCCACACGGCAGCAUGCGCGUAUCCAAGGUGGCUUUAAGCCAAGACUCGAGGUUCAUGCUGACGGUGGGAUACCAUGAGAAAACUGCCAUUUUUUGGUGGAUUUGGUCGUCUGGGCAAGAUGAACCGCAUGCUGCUCUGGACGUCGACAUAUCUAGAGAAGGUGUUCUGGCUAUGGAAUUUAAUCCAGAUAACACCUGGCAGUUUGUGCUUAUGACGAAAACAGACAUUUGGAUUGGACUUGCCCAGAAAGUUUUUGUCAUGGAGAGAGGCCUUCUCAAGGAAACAGAUGAAUACGAGUUGAAAAUUCGAAUGAUUGAGAAGAAGCCCGAAAUAAAUAUGGCAUUUGGGAAGCUAUCUUGCUUUACGUUCGUGAGCAUGACCUCACAGAUCCUGGUGGGCACUUACAGGGGAGCCAUACACGUGAAUGGUUACACUAUCGAAUACCAUGAGACCAUCGAACCUAAGAGUUUUGAGCUCAUGAAAUUUGUGAAAGCGCUGAAGCUGGAGGAUAGUAAGAUAAAUGUUAUUAGGAGUAUUGAUGGAGUCAUUGUGACGGGCAACAACGGUGGUCAGAUCCGCUUCUACGACGAGCAGCUGAAGCUGCUGCACUGGCUGCAGGACUUCUCCGUGGACCGCGUGCGCUCCAUCAGCUUCAACAUCUCUUCACGGAGCUACAAAAUCAUUGACCUCAAGUGUGGGAAGCCAAAGAAAUGUCCUUGUUGGGAGAACGUGGAGACAGAGACCGACCCGGUCACGGGGAUUAUUCGCCAGAAAUUGAUUAAGAAGAACCUUCCCACCGACGCCACUACCAGCGGCAAGACCUUCUUGGUUCGGGACUUCCUCGUCACUACUGGAAAUCAAGGAAUUGGCUUCGUUGAUUUUGUGACGGAGAAACUGGUCACGAUAUUGGAUUACAGAACGUCACCAGCGUUGUGCGUCACAGUGCAUCCAGAAAAGCCAUACGUAUGCCAAGGUUUUCAAGACGGUGUGCUCGACCUAGUGAACUUCUCCCAACACAAGCUGUUUGCAAGGAUAGACUUAAGAGAACACUACAAGGUUGUGGUGCCGCCCAAUGACGAAUCCAUAAAAUACGAGUACGAAAUAAACAAGCCGGAGCUGUCGGUCACUUGUUUGAGGUAUUCACCCUCGGGCUUGCAUUUGGCUUGUGGCUUGAACACCGGACAACUGUUGUUCCUCGAUCCUGUCACCAUAAGAAUCCUGUCGCAGCCAUUUAAUGACGCGCAGCAUGCUAUCAAGGAGAUCAGCUACAGCUGCGAUUCUUUGACAUUGGCCUUUUCUGAUGCCGGUCACACAGUAUGCGUGUACAAGUACGACUGCAAGGCGUUGGUGUGGAGGUUCAUCGCCAAACACCGCGCCCACUACAAGGACAUCACUGCCGUAUUCUUUACGCCGAUGUUGAACGAUAAUGGGGACUACAAGCUGCUCUCUUUGGGUGCUGAUAGGGUCAUGGUAGAGUACAAUAUUGGAGCUAGUUCAGGAGAGCACCUGGAAGUGUUCAGCCUGGAUCGCGUGGACCAGACGGCGGUCCCACUCGCGGGGUUCCAUUGGCCCACGCCCAAAGAGGUGGAUCCUGAGAGUCAGCGCACCGACCUGCCUAUGAUUCUUAUCGCUAACGACGAGUAUAAAUACAAGAUCGUGAACUACGCGACGGCGAUGACGCUGGCCACGGUGCUCGGGCCGCGCUUCGAGAGCCCCGUCUCCAGAAUGCAGCUGGUCUCUAGGAAAGAAGAGCAGCAUGUGCUGGAGUACAUCCUCUUUGCCACUAGGAAUAUCAUCGGACUGCAGAAAUUGCCACUGGAUGGGAAUCCUUGGAAGCAUGUCGGGAUACUUGGACACCCUAUACAGAUUACCGACCUGUGUUACCGCGAGGACAUAGGGACGCUGUUCACUCAAGGAGCCAAGGAUAUUUGCUUGUGCCAGUGGGCUGCCAACUACAGAGCAGUAGACAGUACAUGCCAGCAAGGUGGCGAAGACCUCGACCCAUAUUACUGCCUGAUUGAGAACGCGCCCGGCUGGCUGUUCCAAGAGAUACGCGACCUAUUCUACUACAUUCAGAUACUGUGCCAGGGCACCUUCUCUCCCACAAAGCGGACGGUGAAGGAUUACAUACCGAUAGAUUCGUUGCCGGACCUUAUGAGGGCUCUUGGGUUCUUUCCUUCUGAGUACGAGGUAGAGAACCUGCUAAUCGAAGCCAAGUUCAAAGUGUACCAGCCGACGCCCUCUGCGGAGGUAGACUUCGAGGAGUUUGUGAAGCUGUACCUGAACCACCGGCCCGCGUUCGGGGAGGAGCUGGGCCGCGUGCGCAACGCCUUCAGGACCUUCGCCUCGUUGGAGAAGGAGAAUUACGUCAUGAGCAGGGAUGAGUUUGUGGACAUGCUCGCGAGUUAUGGAGAAUGCUUCUCGCGCGACCUGAGUUGGUACCUGCUGUCCAUACUUCUAGGGCACAGCUUCGAAGACCGCGCCAAUAUGCCUGAGGAUGACUUCUCCUUCUUGCCCGAGACCAUAACACUUCGUGAGCUUCUAAUGAACAUCAUGGGCAUCCAGGAAGUGGACCUGUCAGGAGAUCAGUACUCUGCGAGGGAGUCACUGGGUUCUUCCUGUCACUCCUCAGUCACCGGCACCUCAGAUGAAAGGGAAAGAAACAACUAAUGUGUAUUCCAUAUUGUCUUAUUACAAAUAAAAUCUCAAUUUUUA
Leguminivora glycinivorella is the source of this 3257-nucleotide messenger RNA. Its product is annotated as cilia- and flagella-associated protein 251-like. Gene Ontology annotation, cellular component: motile cilium. NCBI's taxonomy places the organism in Eukaryota, Metazoa, Arthropoda, Insecta, Lepidoptera, Tortricidae. The record is from RefSeq and is a predicted model, not a curated record. Gene Ontology annotation, molecular function: protein binding.